Molecule: messenger RNA, 735 nt
Organism: Pyricularia grisea
Lineage: Eukaryota; Fungi; Ascomycota; Sordariomycetes; Magnaporthales; Pyriculariaceae
Exons: 2
Coding region: 1-735 (244 amino acids)
Source: RefSeq, a predicted model, not a curated record
AUGCGCAUUCGAGAAGCUAAACACUCUGAACUUGGAAAUUUGGCCUUCAUUGGGGCACGCGCGUUUUAUGAGGACGAUAUAUAUGCACAUUUCUACCCCCAACGACGGCUGUAUCCGGAAGCGUUUUACGAAGGCAUUUUGAACAGUCUCUUGGACAUUUUCACGCAGCCCGGGGCCAAAGUGUUCGUUGCAGAGCUCGAGGACAGCGAUUUUUUGCCUCCUUCGAAAUCCACAAUUGCGGGUCAAAAGAUUAUAGGAUACGUUACAGUCAUUUUCCAUGGAGACCCGGACCAAAAAGUACAAUUCGACGCGGGCAACGAGGAAAAAGUCUUUUACCGUCGUUUGCUUGAAUUGGAAAAACAGCGCGUGCCCAACAAGGCCAUCAAUCAAGCUGCCAUUGAUGAUUUUGUUGCAAAGCAACAGCUUGUCACCGGCCCGAAAGACGGCUUGCUGGAAGCUGUUUCUCUUGCUGUUCUCCCUGAAUUUCAAUCAAUGGGCUUCGGACUACAGUUGUUGGAAUUCUUGAAAGCAAUGAUUAGUAAACUGGGCGUGGACUUAGUGGCUGAUGCAUCCAAAAGAGGAUUUCCGAUAUAUGUGAAGUUUGGAUUCAAACACAUCGGGGACAUUAAGUUGACAUCCAAAACGAUCCAAGCGGAUGAUCUGUCGCUUGUGCAUCUUCCUCAGCUCACAGUUCCUGUUGUCUGUCUUUCUCACACGUACAAGGCUGCAUUUUAA